AUGGCUAAAAGUCAGGAGCCGAGUCAUUCGACUCAGGCACCCAUCACCGAUGUUUCUGAUGAAGAUGCUCCCAAAUCCAGCUCCCCAGUGAACGAGUCGCAUAUCUUGCAAGGGCGCCAGAUCGGCGUCUUUGGCGCUGUUUCGCUGAUUGUCAAUAAAAUAGUUGGAGCUGGAAUAUUUUCCACGCCUUCUUCUAUAUUCCGACUGAGCGGUAGCCCAGGGAUGUCCCUCAUCCUUUGGGUGCUAGCAGGUGUAAUCUCAACAUGCGGGGCGAUGGUCAUGCUGGAAUUCGGCUCUAUCAUCCCUAGAUCCGGGGGGAUGAAGGUCUACCUGGAGCGAUCCUUCUCGCCGAAACUGUUGGUUACAUGCACAUAUCUAUUCUACUGUGUUUUUCUCCAGGUAUCCUCGGGUAAUGCCAUAACUUGCGCAUCAUACCUCCUCAAAGCUACGGGCGUUGAAUCAACAACAUGGAAGCUUCGGGGUCUAGCAGUUGCCGCCGUGUCUUUUGCGGUGGGAAUUCAUAUCGUUGUUCCGCGCGUUGGUCGAGGCUUGCAGGAUGCGAUGAGCGCAGUGAAGUUAUUCAUCCUCUUUUUCAUUGUCUGCACUGGCUUUGCAGCACUCGGGGGGCACCUGAAUAUUCCCAAUCCGCAUAAUUUCGAUCUCUCUACAUCGUUCCAGGGAACAUCAAAUAAUGGCUAUAACAUCGGGAUGGCCCUUUUAGAUGCGAUCUUCUCGUUUCAGGGAUACGAUAAUAUGAACAUGGUUCUUUCUGAAGUGAAGAAUCCUCAACGAACUCUUCGGAUUGCUUUGCCGACAGCUAUGGCCAGCAUAACUGUUCUCUAUGUGCUAGCAAACGUUGCUUAUUUUGCUGGCGUAUCAAGAGAAGAAUUCCGAGAUUCAGAACUCACAAUUGCCGCAUCGCUCUUCAAGAACGUUUUCGGCGAGACGGCCGGCGCAAAAGCUCUCCCGGCAUUAGUUGCAAUCUCGGCCGUAGGCCAUCUUCUCGGGGUUGCAUUCACUGUUCCGCGAGUCAUUCAAGAAUUAGCCAAAGAUGGCAUUAUGCCGUUCCCAGAUAUCAUCAUGCAAAAUCGUCCCUUCCGAACUCCAAUCUGGGCGCUAUUCAUCCAUUUAGGAAUGACGGUUCUUUUCAUCUGUGGUCCUCCAGCGGGAGACGCAUUUGAAUUUGUUGUCAGUCUGAAUUCCUAUCCGACGGUGUUGCUUCUUACUGCUGUCACCAUUGGAUUGAUUAAACUGCGAAUGACAAAAGAUGAGAAUUUACAGUCCACUUUUACUGUUCCGUGGUCUGUUCUUGCCUUCUACAUGAUUGGAAACAUUUUCCUCCUCGUCAUGCCUUUCGUCCCACCACCGAAUGGCAAGGGAAGUACCAGCCUCCCCUACUGGCUGUCGACGGUUGUUUCCUUGGCUAUUCUGGCGCUGGGUAUUAUUUAUUAUCUUGUUCGCUUUGUUUUGUUACCCUGGAUCUUCGGAUAUGAGCUUCAGUCGGUUAUUGUUGAUCUUAGCGACGGAUCUCAAGUAUCAAGGUAUCAAAUC
Penicillium nucicola is the source of this 1551-nucleotide messenger RNA. RefSeq lists its product as uncharacterized. The record is from RefSeq and is a predicted model, not a curated record. Gene Ontology annotation, cellular component: membrane. Gene Ontology annotation, biological process: amino acid transmembrane transport. NCBI's taxonomy places the organism in Eukaryota, Fungi, Ascomycota, Eurotiomycetes, Eurotiales, Aspergillaceae. The annotation marks the transcript as partial. The transcript has 7 exons. Gene Ontology annotation, molecular function: L-amino acid transmembrane transporter activity.